UUUUUUACAGAAGACUUCUUUCUCAAGUCUUCUCUCUCUCUCUCUCUCUCUCUCCCUCUCCAAUUUUUCAUCUAAUGAUGAUUCUUUCUUUCUUCUCUGUAUAUGCUUCUUUACCAUCUUCAAGAUCAUCAACUUCUGCUGCAACAAACCCCACUGUAGCUACAAGAUUUUAGGUCACACACACACACACACCAAUUGGGAAAACAUGGAAACAGAGACUAUGCAGAGCCGUGCAAGGAAAAUACUUGAAAGGGAGCUCAGAGACAUCAAUGAAAACCCCUCAACACACAUCAGUUUUGGCCCUCUAAGUGAUGACAACAUGUUUCAGUGGCAAGGAAUCAUCAUUGGCCCUGUGGAUACCCCUUUGGAAGGUGUUCUCUUUCACCUUUCCAUCUAUUUUCCCAUCGAUUACCCUUUCAAGCCUCCGACAGUAAAAUUCCUAACCAAGGUUUAUCAUCCAAAUGUAGAUGAAGAUGGCACAAUUGACAUCAACAUACUAGGAGAGGAAUGGAGCCCAGCCCUGACCACAGAAAAAUUGUUGCUUUCAAUCAUUUCAAUUCUCAUGAACCCAAUUCUAGAAGAAGGCAAUCAAAAUCAAGUCUCCAAUCUCUAAUUUACUUUUUUUUUUUUUUUUAAUCUCCCCUUGCUUGGACAAUCAUACCAUGUGAUAGUUGCUAAGCACUGAGUGCAGAGAAAUGUAUAGAGGAAAGCUGAUAUUAGUUGAUUUAAAGUUUUGAUGCAAAUCAAGAUUGAGUUAACUGCUUCAAAGUUUCAUGGGUAAUUCUGUCUUUUUUUAGUUGGAACUAGUUUUUUUAUCCCUCUGUUUCCGGAUGUAAUAAGAUGCAUUUUGAACUAUUUGAGUAAAAUUGAGAAGAUAUAAGUGAUA
This is a messenger RNA of Camellia sinensis, 886 nucleotides long. The record is from RefSeq and is a predicted model, not a curated record. NCBI's taxonomy places the organism in Eukaryota, Viridiplantae, Streptophyta, Magnoliopsida, Ericales, Theaceae.